CAGCCAAUCAGAAAGAAGUAUCGCAGCUUAUGUUUCCCUGUGGGGUUGCUAGUUGUUGUAAGAGUAAACUUCUUGACAAGAAGACCCUGAAACAACAUGGGGAAGAUGACCUUUUAUGUGCUCUACUCCCUGCGGGACGCCCCACGUCAGUUUUUUUGCAAAUCCAACCGAAAGUGCUACCAAGUGCACGUGCCCCUACCUCUUCCCAAACAGCUGGUGGUCUUCGGUCUCGGAGAGUGGAAAGGCAGCGAGACAACAAUCUCUGUAGAGGUUGUGGUCAGUGCGGAGGUACCUGCUCAGAAAAUAGGGACGCUGACCUCUCAAGCGAGGUGCAUGACCUGGGAGGGCGAGUGGAGCCCUGACAUAGUUUCAGUGGCAGCAGAGAGAGGCAGGAGAGGAGUUUAUGGAAAGAUAGUGCUCACAGUGUGUGGAGAGACUUUUGAGCAGGCACAGGAUAAAUCCACUAUCUUCAGCAGCACUCCUCUGGUUCAAAGAAAAUGUCUGUUCCCAGACGAGCACAACGCCACUGAUCUGUCUUCUACAUUACCCCAAAGCAUCGCAAAUGACACGAUAACUGCUGAAGUGUCACACUUGGGCGAAAGCGUUUCUUGUGCAGAGAUCCAAGUUAACAAAAUUGACAGCAGCGUUUCCACUAUGGGAAAUAAAGCCAGAGUUUGGCCUACGGAGAAAACACCCAGGCGUACAGUUAUUGGUAAGAGAGGCCACCUGACAUGGAGUCUAGAGGAUCUGGACAGCCUUUCAGAGGACAUGGACCAGGCUUCGACCCCAAAGAGAAUGAGGAUGUCCAGGAUGAACAGUCAGGACGACGUGUCUAUGCAGAUCAAGAGUGAAAACAGAGAAGUUUCAGCGUGCCCGUCUGAGCGCUGGAGCCAUACAAUGUGUCUGAGCGACCCUGACACGGCCAUCCUCAUUGGUGGAGAGACGGCAGACAAGAAUUACUGCAAGGACUCGCUGUGGAAAUUUGAGUUAGACAAUGACUUCUGGUUCCCCAUGAACUCCUCUUCCUCUGGACCUGUUCCCCCAUGUGCUCGAGGGCACUCUGCAACAUACGACCCUGAAUCAAAGUCAGUCUAUGUUUACGGCGGCCUUAGGGAGAGUCAGUGUUACAGCGAGCUCUACAUCCUUGAUACUCUGACCUGGAAGUGGAAGCUUGUCAAUGCUAAAGGAAAUGUACCGAAUUUGGCCUAUCACUCUGCAUCCUUUUAUAAGAAAGAGCUUUUUGUCUUCGGCGGAGUUGAGUCGAACCAUUUGUCUGCAGAUAAACCCUGCAGUAAUGCUCUGUACAUCUUCAACCCAGAAUUUGAACUCUGGUACCAGCCCAUUGUGGAGGGAGACAUGCCUCUGCCACGUUUUGGACAUUCAGCCACUCUGAUAUUAAACAAGUUGAUAAUAUUUGGUGGAAGGAAGACUGCUACCUAUCUGAAUGAUCUCCAUGUGCUGGAUCUGGGAUUCAUGGAGUACACAGCUGUGAAGUGUGGAAACAUGCCACCGUUGCCUCGAGGGUUUCAUGCAGCUCUGCCAGUUUCAGACAAAAAGAUAUUAAUCAGUGGGGGAUGCUGUGCAGUUGGAGCCCUGCAGGAUGUCCAUGUUUUCAACACUGACACCAACAUGUGGAGUGCACUGGCUACUUCUCUCCUCUGCUCCAAGCCCCGUGCUGGUCACAGCAUGAUACAUUUGGGAUGCUCCAUCCCAGCUGAUACUGAGAAGCAUAAAAGAGGUGAAAAUGGCCUAGUAAAAUGCAGUUUGCUGGUGUUUGGAGGAUCAGAUUGCUCUGGGACUUUCUACAAUGACACAGUGAAAUGCACAGUGGAUAUUCCUGUUGACAAAUGACAGAUCCAUCACUCAAGAAAUCCAAACAGGUUUUUAGAGGUUCUAAACAAUAGAGCUGUACUGAUCUGUCCUGAUGUGACAAAUAUAUUAUAGUACUUCAAAGCUUUUAACAGUUAUGUUUCGAUGUAGUUUUCAUAUAUUUUACUUUUUGUGAUGUACUCUUUCUUCUUUAACUUAACUAUAGCUUCUUUUUAGGAGUAUUUUUAAACAGCCAUCCAUUCUUCAUUCACAGAGAUAACAAGCUGCAAGCAUUGAAAUAAGUGGUUUUUAAUUUGCAUAACAAAUCUGAUCUGUUUACACGUGAGGUUCUGACCUUAUCCUUGUCCUCUUUCAAUGUUUAGAGGAUAAAACUGCUGGACGUGGUAAAAUGGACAAAGGCAAAUGCUAAUAAAUACUUUUACUCUUCA
Molecule: messenger RNA, 2258 nt
Organism: Cheilinus undulatus (humphead wrasse)
Lineage: Eukaryota; Metazoa; Chordata; Actinopteri; Labriformes; Labridae
Exons: 13
Coding region: 97-1851 (584 amino acids)
Molecular function (GO): protein binding
Source: RefSeq, a predicted model, not a curated record